AUGCCAGCUUUUACUCCAAGGAAAAGGAAGCAACGGUCUUCCAACGGUGACAACCUGUUGUCAGAACUGCCAUCAAAGAAAUCACUUUUGGACUUGAGUGAAAAUACAUUUCUACCUACUAAAAAGCACACUUGCCACAACGGUGAUAAAAACGAAGAAAAGGUGCUUGGCCCUCAGGGUCACUUCAUUUCAAGUCCACACAAAACAGCUGAGAGAAACAGAGUGCCUCCUGCAGACCAAGGCUCGCCUUUUAAAUCUGCUGUGUCUACCGUAUCCUUUUACAACAGAGAUAAGUGGUACCUCAAUCCACUGGAGAGAAAACUGAUCAAAGAGAGUAGGUCCACAUCUUUAAAAACUACUGACGAUAAACCUUUACCAAAUGGCACAGAAGAUGUGCAGAGAAAACCAGUUUACUCCAAGAAGAUGAACAGAAAAACACAGAAGAGUUUAACUGCCAAGCGCCAGCAGGGUUAUAAAUGCAUCAAGCCUGCCUCAAAGAAUUCUAAAAAUUCCAAGCAAACUCGAGUGGCCUAUAAGCCAAUGGUAGAGAAAGAGAAUAAUUGUUGCCCAACUGGAAAUAAUCUGAAUGCACCUCGAGUUCUAAGCCAAAAAGUCAAACCCCAAGUUACACUCCAGGGUGGGGCAGCGUUUUUUGUUAGUAGGAAAAAACCCUCUCCUAGAAAUUUGUCUCUUGAAAAUAAGCCGUUGCUGGAACUCACCCAGAAGAACGUGGCAAAAGAUUCUGAUGUCAGCGUGAAGCAGGUGCCCAAAGAGCUGAACUUGGAACUGCUGAGUGCAGGUGGUAGAAAUGAAGAGAAGCUAGUAAAGAACUCAUUAGCUGGAGUAGUUUCUUCAAAGGAAUGCAAACCUGAGGAAAAGAAGCAUUUUUCUUCAGAGGAUUGUGUUGGUGAGAAUAAGGCAGCUUCUGCUGAGUCCCUUCUCUACCCUAUCUUCAGUGUGUCUUCAACCAGUGCGAAAAGAUCUCUGGUCGAAGAGCAGUCUUCUGUGGGGUCCAUGGUACCCACCAACGUCUUGAAGCAGAUCAGUGCCCCAAAAAGUUCUAAUACCAGAGAUGCAAGUAAAGAAACAAAAGACCAACUUGUCAUUGACGCCGGUCAGAAGUACUUCGGGGCCACUAUGUGCAAGUCCUGCGGCAUGAUCUACGUGGCCUCCAGCCCCGAGGACGAGCUGCAGCACGCCCAGCACCAUCACAGGUUUCUGGAAGGCGUCAAGUACACGGGCUGGAAAAAAGAACGCAUCGUAGCAGAGUAUUGGGAUGGGAAAAUUGUGCUGGUCCUGCCUCAUGAUCCAAGCUACGCCCUCAGGAAGGUAGAAGAUGUUCAAGAACUUGUUGACACUGAAUUGGGCUUCCACCAAGUUGUUCCCAGAUGUCCGAACAAAACCAAGACCUUUCUCUUUAUAUCUGAUGAAAAGAAAGUCGUCGGCUGUUUAAUUGCAGAGCCCAUCAAGCAGGCUUUUCGUGUCCUGUCUGAGCCAGCUGACCCAGGAGCCACUAACUCCAAAGAAUGUCACAGGGCUUGGCAGUGUUCAGACGUGCCAGAACCUGCAGUCUGCGGCAUAAGUAGGAUCUGGGUGUUCAGGCUGAAGAGAAGAAAGCGCAUUGCAAGGCGACUGGUAGACACUCUCAGGAAUUGUUUCAUGUUUGGCUGUUUUCUCAGCACAAAUGAAAUAGCAUUUUCUGACCCGACACCAGACGGCAAAUUAUUUGCAACCAAGUACUGCAACACCCCUAAUUUCCUUGUGUACAAUUUCAGUAGUUAAAGCUGACUUCACUGUUAACACAGUUGCUGUGUGGAGUUGACAGCCCGUCAGCACAUA
Molecule: messenger RNA, 1839 nt
Organism: Condylura cristata (star-nosed mole)
Lineage: Eukaryota; Metazoa; Chordata; Mammalia; Eulipotyphla; Talpidae
Gene: ESCO2
Product: establishment of sister chromatid cohesion N-acetyltransferase 2
Exons: 10
Coding region: 1-1782 (593 amino acids)
Biological process (GO): mitotic sister chromatid cohesion
Cellular component (GO): nucleus; chromatin
Molecular function (GO): protein-lysine-acetyltransferase activity
Source: RefSeq, a predicted model, not a curated record